AUGUCCGCAUCGAAUUCUAUUAUUCCUAGCCAGCCGGCCGGUACCCUUCAGACGUACCGGUACGGUAACGGUAUCAAUGAGACCAGAGAAGACCAGUGGAGUCCUGAUACCACUAAUAUUAAUGGUGACCCUACGCCUUUGCAAUGGACCACCAUCCCGCAACAAAUAGUUCCGGCCAGCAUCAACGGUACCAGUGUAUCUUAUGACGGCCCCACGUUCUCCACGCCCGGCGUGCACAUGCCCAUCGACCUCGACGACCCCAACAGCUUCCCUCAGAUCAACGGCGCCCAGAACGGAUACCACUUGCUCAACAACCCGAGAAUGACUCACGGCAUCAACGGCUCUAGUGUCCUAAUGACUCCCAGCUCGCAAAACCCUUUGUUGAACGGCGGAACGUGGAUGACCCCAGUAUCCAGCACUAGCCGCGCCCCAAUUUGGAACGGAACCAGAACAGGCGGCGUGAAGAAACCCAAACGCAUUCGCACAGCAUUCACAAGCCAGCAAAUGAUGGAGCUCGAGAAGGAGUACGCCCGCACCCGCUACCUCGAUCGCAGCCGUCGUAUUGAACUGGCAAAGAUAUUGAAUCUCAACGAGCGCACCAUCAAGAUAUGGUUCCAAAACCGUCGCAUGAAAGAGAAGAAGGACGGAGCCGAAAGCAUGGAGGAUUCCGAAGAGACCACAGAAUCAUCUUCGGAGCACGGGGACAUGCCGAUACAGGUGUUAGUCCCUCAUGAAUUUCCGACGCCGGUGGCUGACGCCCUCUACAAACAGGAAGGGGUUUACAUGGAGCCGUAUCCUGGGACGUUGAACCCUCUGCCGAUGCCCAUGCAGCUGCCUCUGCCACAAGGUAUCGACAGCCAGAUGAUGAACGGAUAUACUUACGAGUAUCCCCUUGAUCAGCGUUUGGCUUUUGAACACCGUCAGAUGCAGCUACAGGAGGAAGCCUCGGCACACGGCAGCGAGCUCCAGGAGGUGCACAUGUCUCUCCAAUUCAAGGAGGAGUCUCCCCGGCGCGAGGAGCAGGAGGAUGUAAACGCCAUGCCGGCGACAGAUGUCCAGAACUCGGACAUAUCCUGGAUUAGGAAUAUUUAUCUCGACGACGAAUACUAA
Molecule: messenger RNA, 1110 nt
Organism: Leguminivora glycinivorella
Lineage: Eukaryota; Metazoa; Arthropoda; Insecta; Lepidoptera; Tortricidae
Product: homeobox protein Hox-A4-like
Exons: 2
Coding region: 1-1110 (369 amino acids)
Biological process (GO): regulation of transcription by RNA polymerase II
Cellular component (GO): nucleus
Molecular function (GO): RNA polymerase II cis-regulatory region sequence-specific DNA binding; DNA-binding transcription factor activity, RNA polymerase II-specific
Source: RefSeq, a predicted model, not a curated record